AUGACCGCCGAAGUACGCGACCUCAAGCCGCUCAACAUUAGACCUGUCCAGCAUCAAGUCCACGACCCGCCCAAGGCAGACCCCUUCGACUUCGAUCACCGCGAUGACAAGAUCCACAUCCUUCUCUGCGCUUCAGGAUCUGUUGCGACCAUCAAGAUACCGAGCAUGAUCAAUGCGCUUGCGAAACACGCGAAUGUACGGAUACGACUCAUAUUCACGGCUGCAGCAACCAACUUUUUGCAAGGUCAGAGCAACGAACAACCAUCGAUGGAAGACAUAGAAGCUCUGCCGAAUGUAGAUGGAAUAUACUUUGACGAAGACGAGUGGAGGGAGCCAUGGGUACGAGGCAACAAGAUCCUUCACAUUGAGCUGCGGCGAUGGGCAGAUAUCAUGGUCAUUGCACCUCUGAGUGCUAAUGAGCUCGCCAAGAUUACACAAGGCUGGUCAGACAAUCUUCUGCUAUCCGUUGUACGCGCAUGGGAUACCACAGGCCUGAUUGAUCCAGUAAGGAGCAUACCAGGCGUGCAAUGGCCGCAAGAGGAAUGCGGCAUACAAAAGAAGAGAAUACUAGUCGCGCCGAGCAUGAAUACUGCCAUGUGGUUCCAGCCUAUUACGAAGAAGCAGGUGCUGGUGCUGGAGGAAGAAUGGGGUGUAAAUAAUGGAGGCUGGUUCGAGGUGCUGCAACCUAUGGAGAAAGAACUGGCGUGCGGAGAUGUCGGAGGCGGCGCAAUGAAAGACUGGAGAGAAAUUGUGGAGGUGGUUGAGCAGCGGUUGGGCCUGACGCCUAAAUGA
Messenger RNA from Alternaria atra, 792 nucleotides. RefSeq lists its product as uncharacterized. The transcript has a single exon. The record is from RefSeq and is a predicted model, not a curated record. Gene Ontology annotation, molecular function: phosphopantothenoylcysteine decarboxylase activity; FMN binding. NCBI's taxonomy places the organism in Eukaryota, Fungi, Ascomycota, Dothideomycetes, Pleosporales, Pleosporaceae. Bases 1 to 792 code for a protein of 263 amino acids. Gene Ontology annotation, cellular component: phosphopantothenoylcysteine decarboxylase complex. Gene Ontology annotation, biological process: coenzyme A biosynthetic process.